UUCUAUUCAACAACAAUGGCUGACUUGGACGAUUUUUUUGCCAAAAAGGACAAGAAAAAAUCGAAAAAGCCAAAAUUUUUGACGGCCGAAGAGUUGGUAAAGAGUUUGGAGGAGACCUCGAAGCGCGAAUUAGUAAAACCUAAAAAACAGGAGUCCACAACAACAGCAAACUCUCCCAAUCUGAAUAGUGGCGAUGGUGAAGAUAAAAUAAAAAACAAUGAGCAGAAUGUUGAAGAAGAAUGGAAGGAGUUUGAAGAAGAACAACGGAAAGACUAUUCAGGCUUGAAAAUUGGUCAGUUGACACUAAAUGAUGAUGAAGAACAGAGCGUUUCAGAUGGCGGCGAAGAUGAUGCCGAUGAAGGUAGCAUUAACACGGAAUUGGGGACUUUUUCUGAUGGGGGUCCCUGGAAGAAAGUUAUUCCAGCUGAUGAGGUGACGCAAAUACCCAUGGAGAUGCCGAAGGCGUCGCUUCUAUACCGAGUGAAACCUUUGGAAGCCAGUCAAAAAUCUAAAUUGCGUUCAAAGGCUGCGCCUGAUAUAACCAAUUCCGAUUAUUUUCCAUCUUUGGGUGCUGCUCGACCUGAAGAGCAACGCAAAAAGAAAAACGAACCUGCCUUCGAAGAGGUGCGCCAUGGUAGUCGUGUUCAGAGGGUAAUGAAAGAGCAACCUAUCACUCCAAUUAAUGCUUCAAAUCGUUUCCAAUCGUUAGAAGAAACCGAAAGCUAGAGUUUUUCUUUGUAAUGCAAUUUUUGAAACCUUCAGCCUCGAGCGCGUCUCCUUGCAGGAGUUUGGGCUUAAUUUUUAUUUGGAUUCUUUUUUACCGAAUGUUAUAACAAAGAGUAAUGGACUUCCUAUUCCAUUUUUAUUUCCAUUGCUAGUAAAUUGUAUUUUUUACUUCGUUUUAUAUUUUUAUAAUAAUCCGCCAACUCUCUGCUGUCAAAAAACUGCAAACAAAUCUUAUAAAUACCGUUUUUUACGUGAUCGCUUGAAUGUAUCUAUAUAUACGUAUAUAGAUAUAUAUAUUAUAUAUAUAUUUUUUUUUUUGUUUCUCAAAGCCAUCAUAACCUUAUUUUUUGAGAAAAAAUGAUGUGCAGCCGCAGAACGUUAACCUUGUUUAAUACUUUACAAAAUGGCUUUGUAAGCUACAAGACCCGGUUCUACUUUUCUUAUGUAAUCAAUAGAUUAAACGGGUAAAUAAAGAAAUUGAAAAUUAAUAAAAUAUUGAUAUGAAUUGUCGUUUAAUGUGUCUCUAUUAAUAUAAAUUAUUUUGGAAAUAAAAAUGUUUAAAUGCAUUGAAAUAUU
Molecule: messenger RNA, 1302 nt
Organism: Glossina fuscipes
Lineage: Eukaryota; Metazoa; Arthropoda; Insecta; Diptera; Glossinidae
Product: protein CDV3 homolog
Exons: 3
Coding region: 16-726 (236 amino acids)
Cellular component (GO): cytoplasm
Source: RefSeq, a predicted model, not a curated record